This is a messenger RNA of Cantharellus anzutake, 777 nucleotides long. RefSeq lists its product as uncharacterized. The record is from RefSeq and is a predicted model, not a curated record. Lineage: Eukaryota; Fungi; Basidiomycota; Agaricomycetes; Cantharellales; Hydnaceae. The transcript has 9 exons. The coding region runs from base 1 to 777 and encodes 258 amino acids.
AUGAAUGCCAGUCAGACAGAUGGUCAGGCACGGCAGGCCGAGAUGGUAUCGGCAAGGAACUCGGGCAUUAUAUUAUCCUGGAAUCAGAUUCCAUUUGAGAUCCGGCGACAGGCAGCGAUCCCAGUACGGCCAAAAAACCUCUCUGAGAUCAUUCUGCAGAUGCUGUGGAACAUGACAGAGCUACAUUUAUAUCUAGUAGGGAAUUCUCUGAACGACAGAACCAUGAGGGAAUAUACUCCAUUCUUCCAUAAAGGACACGUGAAGAUCCGUGACCAGGUUUGGGGCUUAUCCAUGGCGAAAGCAGUAUGCAGGGAGAACCUCAAGAGUAGAGAACAGCAUGGGCGACUUGGCUUAAAAUCUCGAGAGGAUAAUAAUGUGGGUCGAUGGACUAGCAGAUGGAUUGCGGCCGAUGCCCAUACGUACAGCAGCAACAAUGAUGGGAACAUGGGCAUGGAACCCGUGCCGGUACAAGGCGAACACCCACCUCGAGACUUUGUACGAGUUGGUGCAAACGGGGGGGAUGUGGAUAUAAAACCGCCCGUGAUAGGGGUCUCUUUAUCGAAAACUGAAACGCCGAUUCAUGAGGAGGCUGCGACCAUCUUCCUGCGCGGUCCCGCCAUGGCCAACGAAUGCCAGGACUUUGAGACACAACAGAUGGACUGCUUAUUCGUUCGCUCACGCGGAGCGCCUGGGCUAAGGUUUCGUGGGAGGGACGAUGUUCAUGAUCUGAAGUUCAAGUCUGUUGGUGGUCACCACGGAGAUAAGCCGGAGCGCUAA